GAGCAACGCGACUGACCGUGGUCGUGGGCGGACGGCGGCUGCAGCGUGGAGGAGCUGGGGUCGCUGUGGGUCGCGAAGCAGAGCCCGGGACGUGCGCGCUUGGUGCACGAUCCUGAAGGGGAGCUCCGAGGGGCCCGGGUCGCCAGGGCUGCUGCGGCCAUUCCCGGAGCCCGGCGCGGGGCCCGCGAGAUACUGGUUUAGGCCGUCCCAGGGCUCCGGGCGCACCCGGUGGCCGCUGCUGCAGCGGAGGGAGCGCGGCGGCGCGGGGGCUCGGAGACAGCGUUUCUCCCGGAAGUCUUCCUCGGGCAGCAGGUGGGAAGUGGGAGCCGGAGCGGCAGCUGGCAGCGUUCUCUCCGCAGGUCGGCACCAUGCGCCCUGCAGCCCUGCGCGGGGCCCUGCUGGGCUGCCUCUGCCUGGCGUUGCUUUGCCUGGGCGGUGCGGACAAGCGCCUGCGUGACAACCAUGAGUGGAAAAAACUAAUUAUGGUUCAGCACUGGCCUGAGACAGUAUGCGAGAAAAUUCAAAACGACUGUAGAGACCCUCCGGAUUACUGGACAAUACAUGGACUAUGGCCCGAUAAAAGUGAAGGAUGUAAUAGAUCGUGGCCCUUCAAUUUAGAAGAGAUUAAGGAUCUUUUGCCAGAAAUGAGGGCAUACUGGCCUGACGUAAUUCACUCGUUUCCCAAUCGCAGCCGCUUCUGGAAGCAUGAGUGGGAAAAGCAUGGGACCUGCGCCGCCCAGGUGGAUGCGCUCAACUCCCAGAAGAAGUACUUUGGCAGAAGCCUGGAACUCUACAGGGAGCUGGACCUCAACAGUGUGCUUCUAAAAUUGGGGAUAAAACCAUCCAUCAAUUACUACCAAGUUGCAGAUUUUAAAGAUGCCCUUGCCAGAGUAUAUGGAGUGAUACCCAAAAUCCAGUGCCUUCCACCAAGCCAGGAUGAGGAAGUACAGACAAUUGGUCAGAUAGAACUGUGCCUCACUAAGCAAGACCAGCAGCUGCAAAACUGCACCGAGCCGGGGGAGCAGCCGUCCCCCAAGCAGGAAGUCUGGCUGGCAAAUGGGGCCGCCGAGAGCCGGGGUCUGAGAGUCUGUGAAGAUGGCCCAGUCUUCUAUCCCCCACCUAAAAAGACCAAGCAUUGAUGCCCAAGUUUUGGAAAUAUUCUGUUUUAAAAAGCAAGAGAAAUUCACAAACUGCAGCUUUCUAAAAAACAACUCCAAAGUGAAGUCUGUUUAUUUUGCUGUUUCCCCUCCAUGCCUGUGAAUUGGAUGUUGUGGUCCCUGUAGAGUGAGUGCAUGUGGCGUACACGGGGAGAAAGGAGCUCUCCCACGCCUGAGUGGCUGUUUUGUGCUUGGGAUAAAGCUCACAGAUUGUUUUUUUUUUUCUCUAUUAAACUCUUCAGUGCCCUGGUAGAUCAGGCAGGCAUACUUGGAAUUUAGACAGAUGGCACCGAUUCAGGGGACUCUCUUGCUCGAGUUUUCCCCUCGGAGCCUGUUGCCUUCUUGGCGCAGGGACCCUGUCAAGACGAAGAGCUCCACGCAUGGCAGGAGCCCACGCUGAUGCCUGGUGGGCCUGGGGGGUGUCUCUAGCUCAGACUGGGUCUGUUCCAUGUGACCAGAGCCCCAGGACAUCGUUCCUUAGCCAGCUGCUCCGUUGUUGGAGGCCUGGUGUGGUCACAGGUGUGUCCUAGAACGGUGACUUUGCCCCUCCUGCCCUAGGAGAUUUGGGUGUAUUCACAGAGCAGCCAUCUCCUGUCUCCGUCAGAGCAGUCUCUUCCAGGUUACUGGAAGGUCAGUUUCUGUCAGGCCUCACUUCCUUCUUAUCAGAGGGUAGCCAGGUCCCUGCACUGGUAUCUAUUUAGAAAUGUACAUGGAGCCCCCAGCGAAAUGUGCCUACAUUGUGUGUUCCAGAACCGGAGGUACCCUUACCUUCUAGAUAUGUGAUGACAUGGCUCUCACGUCAGGCAGACUGCUGCACCCACGCUCUCGGCCUGCCGUGCAGGGAUUUCACUCGUGGAGUGAGGCAUCUGGGGGCUGUGCAGUGAGGAGCUUUCCAUGUGUUGUUAAGACAACCUGUUAGCAUUGUCUUCUCCCGCGUCUCCUGGCCUCUUCUCUCUUUAAAUCCUUUUCUCUGUUUGUCUUAAUCACAUUAACGUCCUAUUUAUGUUUUAUUCAAUAUACAUUUAAAAUAGAACUUACUAUGUGCCAGGCAUUGUGUUCAACACGUGAAAUAUUUAAUCCUUAGAAUAACCAUAUUGUCAGCAUAAUUUACAAAAAAAAAAAAAACAGCUGUAUCAAUGCCUGUGAAUAUUCGGCUUUACUCGCCCAUUUAAAGAAGAGAUUUUCAAAUUGGCUCAAACCAAAACCUCACUUCAUGGUGUCUACAAGACAGUCUGAAAUGCAGAAUGUUCAGAGAGAGACAAAGGUUUACCAGGCAGAUGGGACGGUGAGAAAGUAGGUGUCGCAGUCCUGAUCCUAGACUCAGUGGCCUCUGCGUCCCCCGCAGGCAUUAAAGGAGACACAGGACGGCCUCUGGCCCUCUGGAAACAAGCUCUGCAGUAAGAGCCUGAGACAGGCAGCACCCAGCCAGGCCUGACAGCUUCUGCAGACAGACAGAGUGAGAUGAUGGGGGAUUUGAUGGAAGCAGUCCCUGUAUUUUGUCUCUUCUGUAAUGGAGGAGCUGAGCCCUCUUCUGCAAGCUGUGGGGAAGGCUAGCGGAGCCCAAGGGUCCAGGGUCCCCACCUUGUCAUUGUCCCUCGGCCCUUCUCUGAGCUCAUUUCUGUCUCCAGUGUUUUUCUGUUGGCUUGGCAGGGCAGGAUUUGUUUCUGUCGGGAACUGAUGAUUUGUGUUUUGAUGCCUGUGAGAGGGACAAGAUCUGAUUUGUUUUGCACCUGGAAGGGCGUGAUUUCCUGCAUUUGCUCUGCGUCCUCAGGGAGUGGGUGUACUUUAGAGUUGGACUCUUAAGCCUCAGAGUCCUUUAAAUGAUGUCAAUUCUUUUUUUUUUUUUUUUUUUUUUUGAGUCAUUUUGCGAACACAGGGAUCAAGGCUUGGGUUUUAUCUUCAUUAUUCCCAGAGGAGCUGGUGAAUUUGAACAGACUUCCUAUUCAAAUUGCAUUUAUUUUAUAGCCUUGGGGGGUCAAGGAAAGCAGCUCUUCAGAGGCUGUCUGCAGUCGGCUGGCCUUUGCGGUUUUUAAAGAAGCCAUUCUUUUUUUUAAGUAGCGUGUAUUUAUUAUAUGAGUGUGAGCAUUUGAGAGCGGAUGGGGACGCCAACAAGGUAGCAUCCUGGUGGGAGGCAUGGGCUGCGGAGUGCUGGUUUCCUGCCAUUGUCACGUCAGCUAAAUGGAAGAAGGCACUGGUGAGGGGCUGGAUGGUUCAAAACAUGAGCACAAGCAAAUGCUUGGCUCUCUUAAUAUUCCUAUUUUGGCCUAGAGCUCAGGAGCAGGUAGAACAUGAGCGUUUGAUAACCUGCCUCAGAUCAUGUAAGUAUAAGGCACUUAUGAGCCGCAGGAGACAGAAGGGGAAGACUCUGCGUUUAAGGUUCAGUGAUGGAGAUCAGAUCCAAGCACAUGUUUUUACAUCAUUAAACAAGUAGGUCGUGCAUUUUCCAGAUUCAACUCAGGAAGAUGCAACUCUGACCACACGGUUCUCGCUGUAACUGGGCGGAGGUGACUGAGAAAUGCCUCCCAUGUGAGCGGGGUCUCAGGCUCGUAUGUGUGGAAGGAGGAGCAGGCCAGGCUCUGGGAUCAGAGCUGGGGGUACAAGUGUCUCCCAGGGGGACAAAGGAGCAGGCGCAUCUCAGGAUGGAGAGCAGCCAGGAGGGGCAGCUGGCCCGGGUCUCAGCCAGAGCAGGCGUCUGCCUGGAGCAUCUCUGCGGCACCAUGGAAAAGAGGACCCGUGGACUAGGCCACAGGGAUGAGUGGAACUUAUGGUGGAAAAAGACACCAUAGGUAAAAGCGAGACAAGAAAACCAGGUUCCCAUGAAACUCCUUCAGACCAGCCCCUUCUCAGCAGGGCUAUUGCUGUACCCAAGAGCAUUUCUCUUGGCCUGGGAGGGGACAAUGCUUUGUCACCUGGAAAGCAAUCCCUCUCUCCAAGCUAGUAGUGGGAGAUCAUUAUGCGCUUGAAUAACUAACAGUAGCAAUUGUAUCAUAUUCAGAACUAGAUAUCUUUUCUUUUCUUUUCUUUUUUUUUUUUUUUGAGACUGAGUCUCACUCUGUCGCCCAGGCUGGAGUGCAGUGGUGCGAUCUCGGCUCACUGCAACCUCUGUCUCCUGGGUUCAAGCAAUUCUUCUGCCUCAGCCUCCCGAGUAGCUGGGACUAGGCACGCCACCAUGCCCGGCUAUUUUUUGUAUUUUUAGUAGAGUUGGGGUUUCACUGUGUUGGCCAGGCUGGUCUGGAACUCCUGACCUCAGGUGAUCUGCCUGCCUCAGCCUCCCAGAGUGCUAGGAUUAUAGGUGUGAGCCACCGCGCCUGGCCCAGGUAUCUUAUCUUUCCACCGAAACUUUUGCCUCCAUCUCGGUGAAUGACAUCACCAUCCGCUUAUUCCAGGUAGAAACCUCAAAGUGAACUGGAAACUUUUUAAAAAAAUUUUGCCUAAAUUGUGAAAGUAUUCUGAAUUAUAUUCAGCUUAUCCUUCUCAUUACUGACUUAGUUCAAGCCUCAGUCUCCCAUCUGGGCCAUGCAUUGACUGCCACGCCACCUGACUGUCAGUGCUGGACGCUGGCACCGUGUUUGUGCCACUCUCCGUAACCAACCAUGGCUCUCUGCUCCCAGAUCACACCUCCCCAGUAUGGCGGCUCAGGGACAUUCCCUCAAUCCCUCCUGCCCUGUUGGCAGUGCCUCCACCCACUCCCCACAGCCCAUGAGGGCUCUGCUUAGCACUUCCUUGUGCCUGGAUUCUCCGCGCAGUUUGGGUGGCCUGGAGUGCUCUUCUGCUCACCUAGUUUAGCAAGUUCCAUGGGAUAUCAACACCCAGUUCCAUGGUUGGCCGUUAAGAGUUCUUUUGCAGUCCUGGGUGGCUCUGCGCCUCCACGCCCAGGGACCAGGGCCUCUUCUCUUCCAGCUCUUGUUGUGUUACAUAGAAGAUGCCAGCUGGAUGGCACAGGGGAGGGCCGUACAGUGUAGAUGCGGACAAUGUGGCAUAGGUGAGGACUGGACAGCAGAGACAGUGGCUGCAUGAUGGAGGUGAGGGCUGGACGGGGGAGGCAAGGGCUGGACCGGGGAGGUGAGGGCUGGACAGGGGAGGUGAGGGCUGGGCAGUAUAGAUGAGGCCUGGGUGGCAGAGGUGAGGGCUGUGCAGUGUAGGUGAGGACGGGCUGGACAGGGGAGGUGAGGGCUAGGCAGUGUAGAUGAGGCCUGGGUGGCAGGAAUGAUGCCUGGAUGGAGGAAGUGAGAGCUGGGUGGCUUGAGUGAGGGCUAGAUGGCAUGGGUGAGGGCUAAGUGGCAUAGAUGAGGCCUGGGCAGCGGAGACAUGGACUGCGCAUCGUAGGUGUCGGCUGGACAGCAAGGGUGAUGCCUGGACAGCAGAGGUGAGGGCUGGGCGGCAGGAGUGAGGGCUGGGCGGCAGGAGUGAGGGCUGGAUGGCGUAGAUGAGGCCUGGGCAGCAGAGGUGAGGGCUGUGCUGUUCCGGUUUUGGGCUAGACGGCAGGGAGAAUGCCUAGAUGACUGGGUAGAGGCCUGGGUGGGAGAAGUGAGGUCUGGACACUGUGGGUGAGGGCUGGAUGGCGUAGAUGAGGCCUGCGCGGUGGAGGUGAGGCCUGUACUUCUCCUGCCACUAAAUCAAGAGCUGUUUAUUGAUUCAUUCCACACUUUUUUCAACCCUUCCUAUGAGCCGCCUCUCUUCUAGGCACUGGGACAUGGCCAUAAGCAGGGAUCUUUUCCUCUUGGGCCCACUCCAAGAGUGGUGGCAUAUGCCACCAUGCCCGGCUAAUUUUGUAUUUUUAGUAGAGAUGGGUUUUCUCCAUGUUGGUCACGCUGGUCUCAAACUCCCGACCUCGGGUGAUCCACCUGCCUCAGCCUCCCAAAGUGCAGGGCAACAGACGGCAAGGGAAAAGAGGAGCAUAGCUGGUGCAUUUGAUGCUGGUAGGUUGGAGGGAGGGAGGAGGUCAGAGUUAUGAAGGCGGCCAGGGAAGGCUUCCUCGGAACCUGAAGAAAGGGAGACAGCAACUGCAGGGAAGGAUCUGUGGGCCCUAAUGGCCACGUCACACUACAAAGGCCCGGACUUUGUCCAACUCGCUUCUGUGCUCCAUGAGUGCACCUGUGUCUGAGGCACAUCAGCUCUAAGCCAGUGUUCUCUAGUGAUGGAGUGAAUAAAUGAAUAAAAUAGAAAAGAGAGGCCGGGCGUGGUGGCUCAUGCCUGUAAUACCAGCACUUUGGGAGGCCAAGGCAGGCGGAUCCCAAGGUCAGGAGUUCGAGACCAGCCUGGACAGUAUGGUGAAACUCCAUCUCUACUAAAAAUACAAAAAUUGGCCGGGCAUGGUGGCGGGCACCUGUAGUCCCAGCUACUCGGGAGGCUGAGGCAGGAGAAUGAAUCACUUGAAGCCAGGAGGCAGAGGUUGCAGUGAGCCGAAAUCACACCAUUGCACUCCAGUCUGGAUGACAGAGCAAGACUCCGUUUCAAAAAAAGAAAAAAAGAGAAUGCAGCACUGGUCCCAGUGGAAGGUGCCUGCUGUUGGCUUCUCACCACGCCCAGAUGAGGAAACAUGCAGAUCGCCUGUUUUCACUUUUUGUUUCUGCGAACUUUGGAUCAGGAAUAAAAAUAAUUUAAUGCAGGUCCUAAGGCAGCUGAGAAUUGUAAUGUAAAAUAUUUUCAGAAUUCAACUAUAUUGGCUAGAUCUAUCACUGCAGAAGGCUGGAAAAGACUCAGAAGUUAAAAUACUACUUUUCCUCACAAGCUCUAGCUCCUGAAAUGAAAUUACCAGGAUACAAUCACAGAUAUGAAGUCAGUAUUUGGGCGUCUAUAGAAAAGAAGUCCAUUGCAUUGCUUAUGGGAUGAGCUACGUUUCCCAUAGAAGGGGCAGUAGUGAGGGUUUUCUUAUCUGAAGCAAAAUCUCUGACAGAUGAUGAGAAAUGCAGUUUUAUGUCAUUUUUUUUCUGAUAAGAAUUCUAUUUUUUUUUUCUGAGUGACUGUAAUGGGCCUUCCAUUUAUUUUAGACAAAAAAGACAGAAUUAGCAUUUUAGGCUCAGAUGAUAGUUAUUAGAAAGUUUGAGAUGGGCCAGGCGCAGUGGCUUAUACCUGUAAUCCUAGCACCUUGGGAGGCCGAGGUGGGCGGAUCACUUGAGGUCAAGCGUUCAAGACCACCCUGGCCAACAGGACGAAACCCUAUCUCUACUAAAAAUACAUUAGCUGGGUGUGGUGGCGGGUGUCUGCAAUCCCAGCUACUCAGGAGGCUGAGGUGAGAGGAUGGCUUGAACCCAGGAGGUGGAGGCUGCAGUGAGCCGAGACUGUACUCAAGCUUGGGCAACAGAGUAAGACUCUGUCUCAAAAAAAAAAAAAAAAAAAAAGGCCGGGCCUGGUGGCUCACGCCUGUAAUCCCAGCCCUCUGGGAGGCUGGAGGUUGCAGUGAGUGGAGAUUGCGCCACUGCGCUCCACCCUCCAGCCUGGGCAACAGAGUGAGACUCCAUCUCCAAAAGAAAGUUUGAGAUGGAUAAAGUUAAGAUCCAUUAAAUGCUGUAUGGACUUUAUGCUGACGUGCUUUUCACAUUUCAGACCUGUGCAUUCUUAUGCAUUUACAUUCCCUUUAUUUGAGGGAGCAAGAAUUACACAAUCACCUUUUCCUACCCGCUUUUAACACUGAGAAAAGUCUGCAGAGUGACAGUGGCCCAUUUUUACCAGCAAAGACAUUGAACCUGGCGUGUACAGCUUUGGUGGUUGGUACCUGUCACCAUCUGCUCUUCUGUCUUGAUGACCAUAUGUCUUGGACUGCACCCUGAGAUGUGGGCUGCUCGUGCUGCCCCAGUACUGAACACAGCUACUUGAGCAUAGUAGGUGUUUUGAAAAUAUUUAACCUGAAUUGAGAAAAGAUAGUCAGCAGUGGCCCAAAGAUAACAACAUACAUCAAAAGUCAUGUACAAGAUUCAGCCAGUCACCAAGAUGCUCCCAAUAUUCAGGGGCUUGGUACCUCACUAAUCAAAACUGAAAUGUCACCCGAUUGGUUUUUCUCUGAAUGUUUUAGAGCAGAAUAGACUCAGCCAUGGGAAGAGACAUUUGAGUGGACUCUAUUCAGGUUGAUUGGAGUCUCCUCCAGGUUAAUCAUUCCACUUAAGUCAAUGAGUGAAAUUUUAUACACCUGAGACUCUAGCCUAUGGCAAUUCCUGGAAAUCAAGUGGUUUUUUUGAUGGGGAGCCGGGGGAUGGUCAGUGGGAUGCAACUUGCUGAUGAUGAGAGAUGAGGUGUAAGAUAUUAUCAGGCAAACACCAACGAAACAGGCUUUACUAUAACUCAGAUCACCGCGCUUUUUGAGUGUGUCAGUGAGUAAUCCAUAAUCACAUUUAUAGAUACUUCUUUCACAUUUAUAAUAAUGUCCCCAACAUAAACAUGUAAACAUGAUCAACAUAUAUGCUUAGCAGUUAGGAUCCUAUAGUUAUCAAUAAAAAGUGGAAGCUGUCUUUAAAAACAGA
Homo sapiens (human) is the source of this 8614-nucleotide messenger RNA. It is a transcript of the gene RNASET2, whose product is annotated as ribonuclease T2. The record is from RefSeq and is marked reviewed. Gene Ontology annotation, molecular function: RNA binding; ribonuclease T2 activity. Gene Ontology annotation, cellular component: extracellular region; lysosomal lumen; mitochondrial intermembrane space. The coding region runs from base 369 to 1139 and encodes 256 amino acids. The transcript has 9 exons. Gene Ontology annotation, biological process: RNA catabolic process. NCBI's taxonomy places the organism in Eukaryota, Metazoa, Chordata, Mammalia, Primates, Hominidae.